Messenger RNA from Pomacea canaliculata, 2410 nucleotides. Its product is annotated as homeobox protein GHOX-7-like. Bases 246 to 1361 code for a protein of 371 amino acids. The record is from RefSeq and is a predicted model, not a curated record. NCBI's taxonomy places the organism in Eukaryota, Metazoa, Mollusca, Gastropoda, Architaenioglossa, Ampullariidae. The transcript has 2 exons. Gene Ontology annotation, biological process: regulation of transcription by RNA polymerase II; embryonic morphogenesis. Gene Ontology annotation, molecular function: RNA polymerase II transcription regulatory region sequence-specific DNA binding; DNA-binding transcription factor activity, RNA polymerase II-specific. Gene Ontology annotation, cellular component: nucleus.
UGGACCAAUGGCAGCGCUGGAGGAAAAUUGAGCCGCCCUGCGAUUGGUCGCGAGGCGUAAUUCGCGCAGCGCAGGGGGAGGGACCGGCGCGAGGCUCGCGUCAAUACCAAGGGUAGUGUGUCGCGCCCAGGUUAACACAUCGCACGCGAGUGACGGCAAGACUCGCUCCACGAGAACGUCACGCGUGCGCGCGCUGCUGUUGGUGUUCGCUUGCAGCCGUCGUCACCUGGUUCCAGCCGCUGGCAAUGGCCCUGCAGGCCAGCAAGAACUCGGCAUUCUCUCCCCCAAAGUCCAUCUCCUGCUCCACCUCGUCGUUGUCGUCCUCGUCGCCCACAGCGUCGUCGUCCCCGAAGUUAACGCCGCCGCCAGAGUUUCACCGCCUCGCACCCUCGCCGCUUGUUUCUCCGUCGGGUGCACCUGUCUACACCAUGCCGGACGCUGCUGCCUUCUCUCCUGCUGCGUGCAUGGCCCGACCCUCCUCGGCCCUCUCGCGGACUUCCUCCCCGGGGUGCGCCAGUGACUGCAGCAGCGUCCAGUCUGAACACUGCUACCCACGGGGCCACCCGAUCGUCUUGUCCAGCCCCGAGCGGCCGGGUAGCGGCAAGGAAAACGAGGAGUGCCCCUUGACGCCGCACCAGCACCAACACCAGCACCAGCCGCAGCCGCAUCGCAUCACUUCGUUCAGUGUCGCAGACAUUCUGGCACACCCCAGCCGGCGGAAAUCACCCGUGACCACCACACCGUCCCCUCCGCCACCCUCCGCUGCCCUCCACUCGCCAACCACCACCACGACCGCUCCGGUGCCGGUGGCCCUCGGGGUGGCCGCGCUGACGGAUGUACGGUGGCCGGCCAACCAGUCGCAGCAUCCGGCCAUCCCCAGUUGGUUCCUGAGCUCUCCGCGGUACUCGCAGCCAAACAGUGUAGCCACCCCUCCCCGACUGACCCCCAACAAGAUGACGCUGCGGAAACACAAGCCCAACCGGAAGCCGCGAACGCCCUUCACGACGUCGCAGUUGCUGUCGCUGGAGCGGAAGUUCCGCGAGAAGCAGUACCUGUCCAUCGCCGAGCGCGCCGAGUUCUCCAGCUCCCUGAACCUGACGGAGACGCAGGUCAAGAUCUGGUUCCAGAACCGCCGCGCCAAGGCCAAGCGGCUGCAGGAGGCGGAGCUGGAGAAGCUGCGCAUGGCUGCCAAGCCCAUGAUGCCCCCCGUGGUGGGGAUCAGCCUGGGGGGCAUGUACACACAGCUGCCCUCACUGGCUGCCCGUACUUCCCUCCUCCAGCCGCAGCUCUUCGGCGCCAUCGCAGGUCUUCAUCCACAGACGUCCUUGCAGCCGCCGGGCUCCCUCGGCUACUUUCACUGAACUGUCCGUUGAAAGAAAGUCAAGGAAGAGUGAGAAAAACACUUUGGUUCGUAGCAGGACCAUUGGUCUCUGGGUCUCUGGCUCCCUCCCGGCAACGGUGUCUUGGACCAGAGUUUCUCGGGCAGCGGUUGGGGUACAGGAGUACUCAUCUGUCUCGGUGGACUUGCUCGAAGCUGUUAGAAACUUUUUGUCAGCUUUGAUCCCCCCCAAGUCUUACCCUGUUGACCUCUGAACUGACCAGUGUCUCGGUGACAAAGCGUGUGACUGCAAACAUUUUGGCUACAAAGAUAAACAGAAGCCGCUGUCACCACGUGAUGUAAUCAUGCCGGGAUUUUUUUUCUCUUGACACCAAUAAUGUCUCAAACAUCACGAGUCUUUUCUUGACCUAUGACCUCGUUCAGCGGAGCCAGCGGCCAGUACGUGUGGUGCGAGCCCCAGCCCCUCCCCCCGCACACCCAUGUUCGCUUGUUAUCGACACCCUGCACGUGAUUGGUUGACCCCGCGCCACCACCACCCUGACACCCGUAAGAGUGGAAAGCGUGAGAAGGCGAGGAAAACAACUUCUUGAACUCAUAUGGCAGCGACUUUGAGGUACACACACACAUACACACUAGCAGGGAUGAGUGCAAUGUACUGAAGAAUGUAGCGCAGGCUCACAACAACCCACCCCUUCCCGUGCACCCGUAAAGUGGUGCUACGACGUCUCAGCGACUGUGAUAUAUAUAUAUUCUGAUCAGUGUAAUUCCGUGAACUUUGACCCAACCUAAGGUACGGGGAGGCUUUGGAAGCAUGGAGACCACAGGGUUCUGUGUGACGAUAAAAUAAACAGAACUCAAAGUUUACCUGUGCAAAUGAGUUAUUUAUACACCUAGGUCAGGGUCCGUCAUCUCGACAAGUUUUUAAAUGAUGACAAACAUGUUUUAGAAUAUAGAAGAAAUAUUCGUUGUACAUUACCUAACUUAAUCGGCGUGAAAACAAAUGUUACAAACUGUCAGUGUUCUGUGUUUGGUUAGAUGUGUGUUGAUCUUCAAUUAUAUCUCCAUUUCCCA